Doryrhamphus excisus (bluestripe pipefish) is the source of this 2651-nucleotide messenger RNA. The record is from RefSeq and is a predicted model, not a curated record. Lineage: Eukaryota; Metazoa; Chordata; Actinopteri; Syngnathiformes; Syngnathidae.
CUGUGAACUGAUUAUGGGAUGCAUUCAAUUGUAAUCUGAUGCAUGUUCAAAUGAAAUAAAACCAUUACCAUUACUUUUGAAGGCUGUGCUCUUCAACUUUUCAUCUCCCAAUUCUCCUUUUUGCAUCUUCGAGCUCCACUUAGAACCUCCUUAAGAUCCACUACAGCCACGUGGACAUUCUUCACACGGACCAAGUGGUGUUAGCAUCUGCAUGAGAAGUGUAUCGUAAAAACAAAACAGAGUACAAUCAGCUUGGCAAAGCCCACAGUGAAGUUUAAGGAAGUUUGUGAUGUUUGUGUUUUGCAGUGAAAUCCUGCGUAUGAAUACAGGAAGUCAAAUGGAUUUUACCGCCAAACACGGCCAGGUGCUGCUUGAGCAGCUGAGGAAGAUGAGGGACGCCGGCCACCUGACGGACGUCGUGCUGGUCGCGGAAGGCGUCAGCUUCCCCUGUCACCGCCUGGUCCUGUCCGCCUUCAGCCCCUACUUCCGCGUUAUGUUCACAUGCGGCCUCCGAGAGUGCAGCAACAGAGAAGUGUUCCUGCGGGACACGCCGGCAGACAGCUUGGCUCUCCUCCUGAACUACAUGUACACCUCAGAACUUCCUCUGGACAACACCAACGUGCAAGGCAUCUCCAUCGCGGCUUUCCUUCUGCAGAUGGACGAGGUGUUCUCUCACUGCCAGCAGCACAUGAUGGAGAACAUGGACGCCUCCAACUGCCUCGGUGUCUUCUACUUCGCACGAGACCUCGGUGCUGAGGAACUGGCCGAUCACGCUCAGCGCUUCCUGAGGCAGCACUUUGUCCAAGUGUGCCAACAAGAAGAGGUCCUGGACCUGGAGGCCCAUCAGCUGGCCAGGUUGCUCAACUCAGAUGAUCUUAAUGUUUCAAGAGAAGAAACCAUCCUGGAUGUGGUUCUUCGCUGGGUCAAACACAGCUCCUCGAUGGAAGGAGAAGUACGAGUCAAGCACCUCCCAGAGCUCCUCAGGAAGGUUCGCUUGCCCUUGAUAAGCGCUGACUAUUUACGAGAGACGCUGAAGAGGAACGCGGCCUUGCUUGCUGACGCCGAAUGUCUGGAGAUGUUGAAUCAAGCCAUGGAGGCCGUCGCUAUGCAUCCCUCGGCGGCGCCCCGUAAACUGAAGCUGCGCUUCGGGAUGGAGACCACCGAUUUGCUGCUCUGCAUCGGCAACGACGGCGGCGGGAUUAGAUCCAGAUACGGCAACUACAGCGAGCGUAGUUUUUGUUUCGCACCGGCGACAAGCCGCGUUUAUUACAUCACGUCACCUCGAUACGGAGAAGCUCUCGGUUACGUAUGCGGCGGGGUUGUGACUGAAGACAACAACAUUAUCGUGUCAGGAGAAGCCGGCGCCCGAAGGAUGUCCCGACAAAAGGAGAUGAAUGUGGAGCUCUUCAGGUACAAAGUGGAGGCCCAAGGUAGUUGGGAGCACCUCACGUCUGCAGAGUACCGGGAUUCUUACGGUUUGGGUUCCCUGGGUGAUGCCCUGUACCUGCUGGGCGGGCUGAUGAAGCUGAAGAACCAGUUCCUCAUCACAAACCGCGUGGAGCGAUGGUCUCUGCAGGGAGGACCCUGGCGGAGUGCGGCACCUCUACCGCUUCCGUUGGCCUAUCACAGCGUGGUCACGCUCAAGGAUCGCCUUUAUGUGAUUGGUGGUAAAACCCCACAGACGUACCGAAUGGAUGACGAGCCAGACAGUUUAAGUAACCGCCUCCUGGAGUACGAUCCAAAUGUAAACAAGUGGACAGAACUGGGUCCGAUGAAGUACUCCAAGUACAGAUGCAGCGCCGUUGUACUCAACGGGGAAAUUUUUGUCUUAGGUAAGUUUUCACCACACAUGUCCACAACAACGUUUAUCGUUUUACGUUUUACAGGCGGUAUCGGGUGUGAGGGUGUGGACCGUGGGCAGUCCCGGCGCUGCCUUGACGUUGUAGAGGUCUACAAUGCAGACGGAGAUUUUUGGAGAGAGGGACCUCGUCUACCGUGCCCUCAACUGUCACUACGCACUAACGCGCCAAACGCCGGCGUGGUGGGAGGAAAGAUUUACGUGUGUGGAUACUACAAAGGAGCAGAUCGCCAUGACGACAUAACCAAAGACAUCUUGGAACUGGACCCAUGGGAGAACCGAUGGACGGUGGUUGCUCGGCGCGCUUUGAUGCAUGACAACUAUGACGUUUGCUUGGUGGCGAGUCUGAAUCCCAGGGGAUUGAUAUCUCCGCCUGCAGACCUGUUGCAGUAAACACCUCAAAACGCUUGGAUGUUGACAAUCAAGUCAUUUUGAUAGAGCACUUAUAGCCUAGCUUCAACGGGCAAAUGCAAUUUUUCCUAAGCAGCAUGAAACAUAGAGGAUUCAAUUGUACAGUAUUUAGUAGGGAAUUAUACAAAAACUGUAUAUAUACUCCCUUAUAAACAUCAACAGUGAAUCCGAUCAUUUGAAUCAACUUUAACCGGUAUCAAAUACAACAGUUUGCUAACUCUUUUUGUAACAAACAUGCACCUUAUCCAUUCUAUUGUAUUGUAUUACUGUUUGUCAUAACACAGGCAUGCCGCAAGAUGGCGCCAAAGUACCGUUUCCGGGUAUACUGUACCGUUGUGUUUUUCUUACACAUACAAUAUGUCUGUGUCCAGUACUUUAUGGA